Arachis duranensis is the source of this 408-nucleotide messenger RNA. Its product is annotated as DELLA protein GAIP-B-like. The record is from RefSeq and is a predicted model, not a curated record. The coding region runs from base 1 to 408 and encodes 135 amino acids. The transcript is spliced from 2 exons. Lineage: Eukaryota; Viridiplantae; Streptophyta; Magnoliopsida; Fabales; Fabaceae.
AUGGUCAAUGAAAGUCAGCCUACAUUAUUCGGGAUUCCCAACAGUUUGCCAGGGUUUGGCAAGCAACACUCUGUUGACUCCUCUUCCUCUGCCACCCUCCUCCUUAAAAUUGAAUCAUCCACCAUCACAACUUCUGUGAAUAAGGCCUUCGAGGAUAGCUCCUCCUUCGACUACUACCUUAAGCCAAUUGCAGGGAAGGCAAUAUACACCAUCACUGUCACCACCGAUUCCCUAUCUCCUUCCUCCAAGCGCGUGAAACCCUCGCCUGUCGAAUCGUCCUCCUUAACUCAGCCACUUGUCCUGGUUGACUUGCAGAAGAAUGGGAUUCGACUCGUCUACACACUCAUGGUGUGCAUGGAGGCAGUCCACCAGAAUAAUCUGCCUCUUGCAGAGGCACUUGUAAAGUAA